Messenger RNA from Trichoplax adhaerens, 846 nucleotides. RefSeq lists its product as uncharacterized. Gene Ontology annotation, biological process: lipid storage; positive regulation of triglyceride storage. The transcript is spliced from 5 exons. Gene Ontology annotation, cellular component: cytosol; lipid droplet. The record is from RefSeq and is a predicted model, not a curated record. Bases 1 to 846 code for a protein of 281 amino acids. Lineage: Eukaryota; Metazoa; Placozoa; Uniplacotomia; Trichoplacea; Trichoplacidae.
AUGACUAUGGACGGAGAAAUGUCGACGUUGGCGACUGUCCAGCGCCUUAGUAGUUAUCCUGUUAUUAACUUUGCUGUCAAUCAAGUCUCAAGUGUUUAUCAGACAACCAAAGUAAAAAGCGAUAUGUUGAAAGGGGGCUUGGACAAGAUUGAAACUUCUGUGACCAACAUUCUGACUUCAGCUUUGCAGCCAUUUCAGCAACAGAUUGUUGCGGCAGACGGUUUUGCUAGUCGUCAAUUGGAGAAAUUAGAGGAGAAGAUCCCAAUUGUUAAGGAAUCAUCAGAUAAGAUUCGCACAAGAUUCGAAGACAAUUUGAAAGCAAAUAUUGACUGCGUUCGCAAAUCUUAUCUAGUAGAACGUGUCAGUAAUGGGAUUGAUAAGGUUUUGGAUGUUACUGAUAAUACCGUCGAAUAUAUAUUGCCUGGAGUAGAUGAACUAGAAGUGAAAACUGCCAGUGAUCCUAAUCAAGACAAUAAGAUAACUGAAAUGCUGGAAGAAAACGAGGAAAGCGCAACUGGCAAAGUCGAUCGCAUUUACACGCUGACUUCCAAGGUUAAACGCCGCUUGUUUACCCAAAUGGUUACUCGACUAGAAAACGUAAAACAACGCGGUCCCGAGAUCAUCAGCAAAUUUAAAUACUCUGUAGAUUUGAUUGCUUAUGAUAAAUCUCUUGACAAAAAGAGCCCUUUUACCGACGAAAGCGUAGCUGGCGAAGAAUCGACUGCAUCGGCAAAGACUGAAAGCAAUAUCAGACCUGAAGGAAAAUUUUCAUACUUGAAGAAAGAAUUAUCCAACAUUCGAUCAACAGUUUCUGUUAAAUUGGUACUAUAUUAUAAGCAUUACUAA